Messenger RNA from Aegilops tauschii subsp. strangulata, 1044 nucleotides. RefSeq lists its product as uncharacterized. Gene Ontology annotation, cellular component: cytosol. The record is from RefSeq and is a predicted model, not a curated record. Gene Ontology annotation, biological process: protein histidyl modification to diphthamide. Lineage: Eukaryota; Viridiplantae; Streptophyta; Magnoliopsida; Poales; Poaceae. Gene Ontology annotation, molecular function: metal ion binding.
ACCCUCACGGCCAAAAAAAAAACUCACCCUCGACCGGGCAUACCCGAGCCCUCGUAGGUUUGGCUCUCUUCCAGCCGCCGCCGCCGCCGCCCGAGGGAUCUGCUGCCACCGGAGCCCCUUUCCACCGGCCGGUGGAUUGGCUCCACCCUCCCUCCCAAAUCCCCCGCCCCCGAUCUUCCUCCUCCCCCUCGCCGUACAUCGCCCCGGCGCCUGAGCUCGCCGCAGCCGUCCUCCUCCUCGCCUACGACGCCGCCGCCCCCUACCUCCUUCCUCCAACGCCACCUACCGCCCUGCUUCACUUCUGACACCCCUGGCCCGCCCUGCUUCGCCUCCGAAUCCAAGCUUCUGCAAAUGCUUCAAGGCAGCGGCAUCUCCAACCAGAAGACCUUGUAUGAAGUUCUAUCUGUGCCUGAAGAUGCUACAUAUGACGAAAUACGUGCAGCAUACAAGUGUGCUGCUUUAAACACACAUCCUGACAAAGCACAGGCGACUGUCGAGUCAUCUGUGUGUACCGGCGAGCAACAUGGUUUUUUCGGUGUGCAGAAGGCAUGGGAAACCCUACGCUACCCCAAAUGUCGAGCAGAGUAUGAUAAACAGCUUCAAUCAUCCAGACAGAGCAUUGAUAUUAUCGCAUCUGAUAUCGAAAUCGAGGAUAUGACUGUUGAAAGUUCUGACGAUGGUGUGGAGCUAUUGUACGCCUGCAGAUGCGGCGAUUAUUUUUCGAUCACAGCUUGUGAGCUUGGUGAAAUGGGAAUUUCGGUGAGUGAAGAUGGGGAAAUAGUAGCGCAGGCACCUGAUUCUUUACCAACGUCUAUUGUUCUGGGAUGUGGCUCAUGUUCUCUUAAAACACGACUGGUUAUAAAUAAAGCUUGAUUCGUUGUACCGCUGGGUGUGUGUUGGUCAACAAAUACUGAUUUGAACACCUUCUAUCCUGCUCUUUUCAAGCGCCUCCGAUCAUCGUCGACAUAGCGUGUACUGUUGGCAUAUUCAUUCUUCCUUGUGUACCUGAGCUGGUUUUAUUGAGAUGAAUGAUGUUUUUGACCA